AUGAGUCUUUUUGACCGGCCUGGCAUUGCAGUUGAGGAGGAGCUAGUUCAAAUUUCUGGUGGGACAAGUUUUCCAAACCCAACCAACAUCUGGGAUGACAAUGAUGAUGACGGCCCGGUGCAACCCAGUGGUUCAGGUGGAGCUCAACCAGUUGAUCAGAAUGAAGUUCAGUUGGUUGAUGAUGGGACUGGUGAAGAAGUUCCUAAUCCAAGUUUACGUUUGGAUGCUCCCACAACACCUUUGCAUCUCUUAGAAGCUCCCUCUACUCCUACCUCACCAAGGAGAGAUCCCACAGUCAGGGUGCAUGAGAACGAAACAGAGGAGGAGCAGUCACAGAAACGACCCAAAUUGGAGGCAGCAAAGAAGGCCAGACUUUACAUGCUGACAGAGGAGCGCAAUACAAUGGAGGAGUUUCAAGAAACAUCUCAACGCGCUGGUGGACGUGACAUGGUUCAGCUGGCAAAGAUGGUUGCCAGAGUCAUUGCAACAAUGGGCCUUGGGCCAACAGGCGCGAUGGGUCAGCCAACAUGCAUGGCAGGCUCAGUCCCUUCAACUGACAAGUGGUGGUUCACAGUUGGAGUGAUGCUUUUGGUUUUCAUCCUGAUCUCAUUUGCAAUUGGAUGUUUUGUGGUGCGUCGGUACGUGAAGAACCUUCUUCACGAUUUGUACCAUCUCAGUGUUCAAGUUGCAGAAGCUGACACGACCAUUGGUGAACACAUGGUUGCAGUGCCACAACUUCGAAAUGAGGUCAAUGGUUUACGUUUGCAGUUGGAUGAUGUGAGUCAGCGAUGUGUCAUGCUGACAACUCAACUUGCACAGUUUGAAGGAGAUAUGGAAACCUUGAGCGACCGACAGGAUGGCUUGCACUAUGGUUUGGUUGAAUUGGGAGGAUACGUUCGAUCCCAUGAGUUGACAGCAGCUCAAAGGCGCCACAUGUAUACACAGGAACGUGGCAAUUUGGUUGCAAGGACAACUAUGGGUGCCAGCCAGUACCUCAGGACAAUCAGAACACAGUCCAGAGGUUACACCCAUGGUGAGGAUACAGAUCCUCCAGUUGAACCAGAAGUGACUGCUGCCAGUUCCAAUGCAGCAGCAGCAGCAACAGCUAGCAGCAGCAGACCUCACAACGAGGUGAAUGCCGAGAAUGCAGAAAGUUCAAACCCCACUUCUGACAUGAAGGUGGACAGUGUCACACUGAACCCAAAUCGAGACAUCAGUACACGUCGUGGAGAACUUGAGGUGACAAUCGAUGACCUGCGGACAGAAUUGGAUCAGGCUUUGACUUCAGAAGCCUGGGAGGAUGCUGCAGAGCUUCAACAUACAAUUCUGAUCUUGCUGGAUCGAUUACAGACUCAUGACCUACGUGAUCGAGAUGCCAGACGUGAAACUUUUCAGCGUAUGGCUGAUCGCAUGGAAAACCUUUCCAGACGUGCCCGAAAUCGAGGAGAUGGAGUGUUAGCAAAUCAGUACAUGGACUAUGCAGCAAGCUACCGAAAUUCCAUUUGA
Messenger RNA from Cladocopium goreaui, 1506 nucleotides. NCBI's taxonomy places the organism in Eukaryota, Dinophyceae, Suessiales, Symbiodiniaceae. The record is from the annotation of a GenBank genome assembly.